AUGGCGCCCAAGAAAAUCAUUAUCGACACUGACCCGGGAAUCGACGAUAUCCUCGCUCUUUUGCUGGCUUUUUCCCAGAAGGCAGAGGACGUUGAAGUCCUGUUAGUUUCUCUGACGUUCGGAAAUGUCGAGGUGAAGAGCUGUUUACGCAAUGUUGUCUCCAUGUUCCACAUCCUCGAGAGGGAGAUGAAGUGGCGCCAUGAGAACGGUAAGCCUGAGGGCUUUGACGCAUUGCGGGCUCAUCCCCCGAUUGUCGCACUCGGCGCAGAGGAUCCUCUCGAUGAUCAGAAGAUGCUCGCAGACUACUUCCAUGGUAUUGAUGGCUUGGGUGGAAUCCAUGGUAGCCAUCCGCAUUUGACUCCCCAAGAUGCAUGGGAGCAUCUUUUCGACCCAACUCACGAGCCUGUUGAGCUGGAACCUGUACCAUCUGGCUCUGGAGCACACCGGUCAUUUAUCCCUUCGAAGCGUCCUGCGCACGAAGAGAUGCUCCGCAUUUUGCGCGAAAAUGACCCGGACACCGUCACCAUUGUCGCUGUCGGACCACUCACCAACCUGGCCGUGGCUUCUGCUGCUGACCCAGAGGCAUUUCUACGUGCCAAGGAAGUCGUCGUCAUGGGCGGAGCCGUUCAUGAACCUGGAAAUGUAACGCCUGUUGCCGAGUUUAACGCAUAUGCCGACGCAUUCGCCGCCGCCCGGGUAUAUGCCCUCACUUCGCCUUCUCCCAAGAGCACCCUACCUUUCUGCAAGAGUCUACCGGAUCUCCCACCCAGCCUCAGCAAGCAGCUUACAGUCAAGAUCUUCCCUCUGGACAUCACGUCAAGGCACAGUAUCAACCGCGGUCAGUUCCGAAAAGCAACAGCCCCUCUGGUAGAGGCUGGCUCACCGCUUGCUGAGUGGUCUACCGCAUUCAUGGCGCACACAUUCGCCACCGUUGAAAGACUACAUGCGAACCAGGUCGGAGAUGCUGCGGAACUCAGUCUUCACGAUCCAGUGUGUGUAUGGUAUGCUCUGACUGCCGAGGACGAGGGCUGGAAGCCGUCCGAGAAAUCUCCCGAGGAUAUCAGGAUCGAGACCACUGGUCAGUGGACGCGGGGAGCGUGUAUAAUUGACCGCCGUGACCGGCAUCCCGUCGAGGGGGAGGAGGAAAGCUCGAGCGACCACGGUUUAUGGCUGAGUUCGAAAGCCGGAAACCGGAUCUGGAGGAUGGACGAGUCUCCAGUGGAGGAUAACUUUGGGACGGUUCUUAUCGAGCAGCUAUUCAUUUGA
This is a messenger RNA of Aspergillus nidulans FGSC A4, 1266 nucleotides long. Its product is annotated as putative nucleoside hydrolase. Bases 1 to 1266 code for a protein of 421 amino acids. Gene Ontology annotation, molecular function: hydrolase activity, hydrolyzing N-glycosyl compounds. The transcript has 6 exons. Lineage: Eukaryota; Fungi; Ascomycota; Eurotiomycetes; Eurotiales; Aspergillaceae. The record is from RefSeq and is a predicted model, not a curated record.